This is a messenger RNA of Pyrgilauda ruficollis (rufous-necked snowfinch), 2830 nucleotides long. RefSeq names its product Wnt family member 9A (gene WNT9A). Gene Ontology annotation, cellular component: extracellular region. The transcript has 4 exons. Lineage: Eukaryota; Metazoa; Chordata; Aves; Passeriformes; Passeridae. The record is from RefSeq and is a predicted model, not a curated record. Gene Ontology annotation, molecular function: cytokine activity; frizzled binding. Gene Ontology annotation, biological process: cell fate commitment; multicellular organism development; neuron differentiation. The coding region runs from base 56 to 1147 and encodes 363 amino acids.
GGCCGCAGCGGGCGCGGCGGGGGAACGAGAUGAGCAGCGCCGGCGCCGCUGCAAGAUGCUGGAUGGACACGUCCUGCUGGGAUGGCUCUCCUCCUGCGCGCUCCUAGGGCUGCUCGCCUGCGCCCCGCGGCCCUCCGCCGCCUACUUCGGGCUGACGGGGAACGAACCCCUGACCAUCCUCCCUCUGACCUCGGAAAUGGAGGAGGCGGCCGUCAAGGCCCACUACAAGGUGUGUGACCGCCUGAAGCUGGAGAAGAAGCAGCGGCGGAUGUGCCGGCGCGACCCCGGCGUGGCCGAGACCCUGAUGGAGGCCAUCAGCAUGAGCGCCCUGGAGUGCCAGUACCAGUUCCGCUUCGAGCGCUGGAACUGCACCCUCGAGGGCCGCUACCGCGCCAGCCUCCUCAAGAGAGGUUUUAAGGAGACAGCCUUCCUGUACGCCAUCUCCUCGGCGGGGCUGACCCACGCCAUGGCCAAGGCGUGCAGCGCGGGGCGCAUGGAGCGCUGCACCUGCGACGAGGCCCCCGACCUGGAGAACAGGGAGGCCUGGCAGUGGGGAGGCUGUGGGGACAACCUCAAGUACAGCAACAAGUUCGUCAAGGAGUUCCUGGGGAGGAAGCCCAACAAGGACCUGCGAGCCAGGGUGGACUUCCACAACAACCUGGUGGGCAUGAAGGUCAUCAAAGCCGGCGUGGAGACCACCUGCAAAUGCCACGGCGUGUCCGGAUCCUGCACCGUCAGAACGUGCUGGAGGCAGCUCUCCCCCUUCCACGAGAUCGGGAAGCAGCUGAAGCAGAAGUACGAGACCUCGCUCAAGGUGGGCAGCACCACCAACGAGGCCACGGGGGAAGGCGACAUUUCCCCCCCUAAAAAAUCCACCCCCGGCCACAGCGAUCAAAUCCCAAGGACUACGGAUCUCGUCUACAUUGACGACUCCCCGAGCUUCUGCCUGAUGAGUCGGUAUUCCCCCGGGACCUCGGGACGGAAGUGUUACAAGGACAAGAACUGCGACAGCAUCUGCUGCGGCCGGGGCCACAACACGCAGAGCCGGGUGGUGACGCGCCCGUGCCAGUGCCAGGUGCGUUGGUGCUGCUACGUGGAGUGCAAGCAGUGCACCCAGAGAGAGGAGGUUUACACCUGCAAGGACUGACACAACCUGCGGCUUCUGCUGCACGGCCGCCCCCGGGGAUGGGCCAGCUUGGAGAACUGCCUAUGGAGACAAACAGGGUUUGAUUGACCUUCUGGCAUCUGGAAGCUAUGUUGAGACAUGAGCACUUUGUAGGGUACAGGUGACCCAGCUGUGUUGCUGUUUUGUUUUGGGGUUUUUUGUUUUGUUUUUUUUUUUGUUUUGUUUAUCCUGUAGACUGAAUUUUCAUGAGGUCCAACCGUGUGGAAAUAAGUGCCUGUCACACUGGGGUUAGACACCAGUUGACCUUCACCUUCGUUGUCUACGUAGUUUGACGGAUCAUUUCUCCUUGGAACGUUGUUUCAGCCAUCCUCCAUGAACUCCUGGGCUAAGAGAUUCCCUUUGGCAUGAAUAUCCUGUACUUCUUUAUUCCUGGAGCUUACCCAUCUGCUUAGAGAGCUGAUACAAAAGAUCUUUCCACUCUUGAGUGCGGUGGUGCUGGAAGCGGACAUUUAUUUCUCCUAAAACUGGAGAGCGAUUUGUAGGGAAUGAUAGGUUCUUCCAGUGGAGUUUCUGCACAUGGAGCAAACCAGGCUCUGACAAAGACACCCACUGGGAGCAUCAGCUCUUUAAUGACAGCUCCAGAUCCAUGUGCAUCGUCACCACGUACAGCUCGGAAACGUUGGGUCCACUACGCUGCAGACAGAAAUAGAUCCAAGAAAGAGGUUGGGAAGACAGCAGAACACCAGACGUGCCUGUCCCCUUCAGUCCAAUCCCGUUCUUUAUUUAAAACAAUUCACCCAAAUGCAGGCUCUUUAGCACUAUCGCUGUCUUAAAUUUAAUUUUUUUUUUAAACCACUAGAUACUUGUGUUUCAUUUUCACUUCGCGCAUGAUUUAUUUUUCUCUCCUCUUCCCACCUCUUGCUGAUGGAGGUCAACCUGUGGUAACUGCUUCAGAAAUCCCAACUGGAACUUGUUGAGUCUUAUGCCAGCUGAAUUUGGACGUGUUUCUCUUGAGUAGGACAAGAGGAAUCCGAGUGCCUCUUGGAAGCUGGGGCUGUCUUGCCUUGUGGAGCAGCCGUUUUGGCCUGGAUCAGACCUCUGGAGGAGUUGACUUUUCUUUCCUAGGUCAUCAUUCCAUUUACUCUAAACCAUGGCAGUGGUACAUGACACAAGCUGUAUGUAAACCCUAUGACCUUAAGAUGAUUUUUUUUUUUUAACCACUAGAUCGAGAGCUGUACUUUAAAAACACACCUGCUAAAUCCUAACAAACUCAUGGAUUUGGAAUAACCAAUCGACACAGAGACAACCUGAGCGAAGCCAGAAAUUUGACUGCAGGGGUUCAUCACUCCAACGCUGUGAAACACAUGACAACCUCCAGCAUUUCUUUUUUGCUUGGAAGAGGAGAUUUACAAUCCAGGACUUGGCGUGCCAAUAUUCUUUGUAUAAAAGUGGAUUGGAGGCAGCCAGCAAAUGCCUGAAUUAAGCUUUCUAAGGAAAAAAUGGGGAGCAGAGGGUGUUUUGUUUGAUUUUUGGUAGCAAUUUUUGAUUGUCCAGUAGUAGCAAUUUCCACCAAGUUUCUAUAAGCCAUUGAUCUGGUGUUCAAAAGAGGAGAUUCUCAAGCAUUAGUAAAUAUUAGUAAGACAAAAUGAGAGCAAUUUGCCAAGACGAACUGUUAUUUUUCAGUCUUUUUUUCCUUAUUUUUAU